This is a messenger RNA of Triplophysa rosa, 2426 nucleotides long. RefSeq names its product neurofilament light chain b (gene neflb). Lineage: Eukaryota; Metazoa; Chordata; Actinopteri; Cypriniformes; Nemacheilidae. The transcript has 4 exons. The record is from RefSeq and is a predicted model, not a curated record. Gene Ontology annotation, cellular component: intermediate filament; postsynaptic intermediate filament cytoskeleton; axon. Gene Ontology annotation, biological process: neurofilament bundle assembly. The coding region runs from base 36 to 2030 and encodes 664 amino acids. Gene Ontology annotation, molecular function: structural constituent of postsynaptic intermediate filament cytoskeleton.
UCGCUUUCUCUCUCGCCUGCUUCUUAACCUGCAUCAUGUUAGUAAUCCAUUUCUUUAAUUCCCCCCUCGAGAACCCAUCCCAGCCUGGACUGGAAGGCAAUCGAUUAGCGUUGUCAGUAAAAGCUCCGCGUCAGAGUCUCGCCGGCUGCUAUAUAAAGCCCCGCCAGUGCAGUAGCAUCCUCACAGAAGUCUCUUCACAGCAGCGGCAGCACUGCAGUCUCUCUCUCCGCUCUCUUCUCUCCUCAACGAUCAUGAGCUCCAUCGGUUACAACCCCUAUUACCCAUCCACGCAGCGGAGACGGGUGGUGGUGCGCAGUGGGACGGGCAUGGGGGGAGGAAGCGGUCGUUCCCGUACCCUCUACACGAGCUAUUCGUCCCCGGCCCGUGGCCCCGUUUUCUCCUCCGCUGGGGCGAUGCAGUUUUCCGCUGCCUCGGCAGACCUGGACCUGAGCCAGUCUUCUCAGCUGAACUCCGAGUUCAAGACGGUGCGGACCCAGGAGAGGGCCCAGCUUCAGGGCCUGAACGACCGCUUCGCCAGCUUCAUCGAGCGCGUGCACGGCUUGGAGCUCCAGAACCGUGCCCUGGAGGCCGAGCUCCUCCUGCUGCGCCAGAGGCACUGCGAGCCCUCUAGUCUCAGGGGGUUCUACGAGCAGGAGGCCAGGGACCUGCGGGCGGCGGUGGAUGAGGCGCGUAGGGAGCGCCAGGUCGCUCAGGAGAGACGGGAUCGUCUGGAGGAGGCCCUGAAGACUCUACAGAGUCGAUACGAGGAAGAAAUUCUGGGCCGUGAGGCGGCGGAAGGCCAGCUCAUAGAUUCCAGGAAGGGGGUGGAUGAGGUGUCGCUGGCCUGCUCCGAGCUGGACAAAAGGGCCGACACUCUGUUGGACGAGCUGGCCUUCCUGAAGAGACUCCACGAGAAUGAGAUCGCCGAGCUGCAGGCCCAGGUGCAGUACAGCGCCCAGAUGUCGGUGGAGAUGGAGGUGUCCAAACCGGACCUCUCUGUGGCUCUCAAAGACAUCCGUUCCCAGUACGAACGCCUGGCGCAGCAGAACAUCCAGGCGGCGGAGGAGUGGUUCCACGGGAAGGUGAGCACCAUGGCGGAGGACACGGCCAAGCACUCGGACAACAUCCGCACCAUUAAAGACGAGGCGGGAGAGUAUCGGCGCCUGCUGAAAGCUCGGGACCUGGAGAUCGAAGCGUGCCAAGGUAUCAAUCAAGCUUUGGAGAGACAACUGCAGGAGGUGGAGGAUAAACAGAGCGCAGAGAUCGCAGGAAUGCAGGAUGCCAUCAGUGACCUGGAUACCGAGCUCAGGACCGUGAAGAGUGAAAUGGCCCGAUAUCUCAAAGAGUAUCAGGACCUCCUCAAUGUAAAAAUGGCCUUGGACAUUGAGAUUGCGGCUUACAGGAAGCUUCUAGAAGGAGAAGAAACACGCUUCAACGUUGGAGGUAUCGGCGGCAUCUCCAGCGUGUUUUCUCCCUCUAUAGCUGCUACACCUUCUUUUGGGCGCCCAGUGUUCUCCGUGCAGGCCAGCCUAUCCUCCGGCGCCCCCUAUCUACUGGGAACCAGACUGAUGAGCUACUCUGCCACAGCAGAUGAGAUUAUAGAAGCCAGACAGGCACAGGAAGCCAGAGCAAUGCCAGAAGAAGAGGAGGAGGAAGAGAAUGAUGAGGAGGAAGAGGAAGAUGAGGGAGAGAAGGAAGCUGAGGAGGAAGAGAAUGAUGAGAAGGAAGAAGAAGAUGAGGAGGGAGAGAAGGAAGGUGAGGAGGCAAAAGAGGAAGAGAAAGAUGAGAAGGAAGAGGAAGACGAGGAGGGAGAGAAGGAAGAAGAGGAGGCAAAGGAGGAAGAGGAAGCAGAAAAAGAGGAGGGUGAAGAGGGAGGAGAGGAUGAAGGUGAGGACGGCGAAAAACAGGAAGAGGAAGAAGAAAAAGAUGCUGAGGAAAAGGAAGGUGGAGAGGAGGAAACCGAGGAUGACAAUGGAAAAGAAGAGAAGGAGGGAGGUGAAGCUGAGAAAAGCAAACCGAAGGAGAAGUGAACAGACAAAUGUCAAAUCCCUGGUGCUAGAGGUGAUCAAACCUCAUACAUGCAGAAAUCUCAACAAUAUUACUGUGACCCUGCGGCUCAGUUUCACAUACAUUAAUGGCAAACCACACUGCACCCAAACAAGAGUAUCUUACCUAAGAAUAAAUGCUUUUAAAGAGUGCUUUAUGCAUGAAUAUAUGCCUCACGUGUACGCUUGGCAGGGAUGGUGUGAUUGCACUUUUCCUUGUUUGUUUUUUUUAACAUGCAAAAAGAAGCUUUUAUUCAAGCAUUGUGUUGAGUUUGACACUGUGAACUGCCUCUGAUUACACAAGUGUGCUUAGUAUUGAAAAUGCCUUAGACCAGAUCGUCCAAGAAAGCCUCAUUGCCUACUAAUAAAGAACCUGACAAC